This is a messenger RNA of Carya illinoinensis, 1381 nucleotides long. Its product is annotated as prohibitin-1, mitochondrial-like. The transcript has 6 exons. NCBI's taxonomy places the organism in Eukaryota, Viridiplantae, Streptophyta, Magnoliopsida, Fagales, Juglandaceae. The record is from RefSeq and is a predicted model, not a curated record. Gene Ontology annotation, cellular component: mitochondrion; membrane. Gene Ontology annotation, biological process: mitochondrion organization. The coding region runs from base 205 to 1077 and encodes 290 amino acids.
UAUUCUGAGAACGCUGCCGUGGCCAUUUGCCCUUGAUCUGCUGACCCUUUCUCUCUCUCUCUCUCUCUCUCUUGUGAGCUCUAAAGUCUAAACCCUCUCUCUCACUUUCUUGCCGUGCACUAUAAACGCUAAACCCUUCCCUGUUCGGGACAAUCAGACGACCACACUGAUACUCAGUUGUCCGUUAUCAACAUUUACCAAAAGAUGAAUUUCAACAACGUCAAAGUUCCAAAGAUGCCCGGCGGCGGUGCAGCUUCUGCUUUAAUUAGGGUGGGAGUCAUUGGUGCACUUGGUUUGUAUGGUGCUACUAACAGUCUCUACAAUGUUGAGGGAGGCCAUCGAGCUAUCAUGUUUAACCGUAUAGUUGGUGUGAAAGACCAGGUUUAUGCUGAAGGUACACACUUUAUGAUUCCAUGGUUUGACAGGCCCGUAAUUUAUGAUGUCCGUGCAAAACCCCAUCUAGUGGAGAGUAAUUCUGGGAGCCGCGACCUCCAGAUGGUGAAAAUUGGGCUUCGAGUUCUUACCCGCCCUGUGCCCGACCAAUUACCAACAAUUUACCGAGCACUUGGUGAGAACUAUAACGAAAGGGUCCUGCCUUCAAUUAUUCAUGAAACUUUGAAAGCUGUUGUCGCCCAGUAUAAUGCCAGCCAGCUUAUUACACAGAGAGAGGCUGUCAGUAGGAAUAUUCGGGAUAUUUUGACUGCGAGGGCAGCCAAUUUCAAUAUUGCAUUGGAUGAUGUGUCAAUCACAAGCCUAACUUUUGGAAAGGAAUUUACAGCUGCAAUUGAAGCCAAACAGGUGGCUGCACAAGAGGCUGAGAGGGCUAAAUUUGUCGUGGAAAAAGCUGAACAAGACAAGAAAAGUGCCAUUAUCAGAGCACAGGGUGAGGCCAAGAGUGCACAGCUGAUUGGUGAAGCUAUUGCCAGUAAUCCGGCAUUUAUCACUCUCAGGAAGAUUGAAGCUGCCAGAGAGAUUGCACAUACUGUCUCGAAUUCAUCCAACAAAGUUUUCCUGAGUUCAGAUGAUUUGUUGCUAAACCUUCAGGAUAUGGAUUCGGAGCCUACUGGGAAGAAAUAGACGAAACAGGUUGAAAUUGCCACCUCCUCUAUUUUGGUUUUGUUUAUCAACUUUCCAAUUGUGGUGAUAUCCUCAAGAGUCAAAACUCGAUCGGUGGUCAAAUUAAAUGGAUAAUUUUGAUUGUAAUUGACUCAUUGAGACAGAAAUUAAGAUGGCUUAUCAAAUUACUGUCAAUUGGAAAGCCAUCGUUGAGAUUUUGCUUCAAUCAGUUUUGUUUAAUAAAUUCUUCAAUUGUAACAAUAUUGAGUCACUGACACUGGAGGAAUUUCUUCAUCUUGUAUCAUUGUACCUUUUCAAAUUUCAA